AGCUCAUUACGCGGGGAAAACUUAUUUGUCUCUCUCAACGGAAAUCUGCACCAGAUCGAGCGAAGCAACCAAAGCCGGAGGCGUUCGUCUGCCCGGGGUGGCACCAUGCGGACCCGGCUCUUCCUCUGAAGCCCACCUUCUUCCUCGGGCUCAACGGUGACUAGCGUCCGCGGACCGCGGCAGCAGUGCUGUGUGGCGACGAGCGUCGGCAGCGGUGGCACAGUCCAGCAGCGAGCAGGAUUUCAUGCAGAGGAAGGCAAUCAGUUCUUAGCCCUCGACUUCCACCAGAGUGUGCGGAGUCUCGCCGGUAGCAACGACGACGUCGGCUAAGGCAGCCGCGGGCACGGCAAUGCCGGUUCCCCUUGCCCCUUAUCCAACUCCUCCUGUGCCCUUCACACCACCCACCCCCAAUGCCGGGGCUCAAAGCCAACUUGUCUGCUCCGGGUGCCGGAAUCUGCUCAUGUAUCCUGCUGGUGCACCGUCAGUAUGCUGCGCAGUUUGCAGUACUGUGACCACCGUGCCGGCUCCCGUUGCCCGAAUGAAUUUUCCACCCGGAUUUGGUGCAGGGACCGAGAUGGCGCAGCUAGUUUGCGGAGGAUGCCACACUCUUCUAAUGUACAUACGUGGCGCGACAAGUGUACAAUGUUCUUGCUGCCACACGGUCAACCUGGCAAUGGAAGGGAAUCAGGUUGCGCAUGUAAACUGCGGGAAUUGCCGAAUGCUGCUGAUGUACCAGUACGGCGCAAGGUCUGUCAAAUGUGCAGUCUGCAGUUUUGUGACAUCAGUUGGGGCAUCACCUGGUACAGACCAGAAGCCCAGCAACUGAAAUUCUGCAAUAUUAUUGUGAAGGCAGCUUCCCAAAAUAAGGAUGCUUUGAGUGCACAUGUAUAGAGUUCUUCCCAGAAGCAAUCUUUUCCUCCCUUCACCGUCUCACUUCGUUAGACCUGGCGAGCUUGCAGACUAAACAAGAAGUUUGCUAAUACUUAGUGCUCAAAAUUUGUCGAAUCAUCUGUAUAACUGGAUCAGACGGAUACAUAAACCCACCAUGUUUAUGUUCAUAUCUAGCUUCUUUUA
Molecule: messenger RNA, 1074 nt
Organism: Lolium rigidum
Lineage: Eukaryota; Viridiplantae; Streptophyta; Magnoliopsida; Poales; Poaceae
Product: protein LSD1
Exons: 6
Coding region: 350-826 (158 amino acids)
Source: RefSeq, a predicted model, not a curated record